CUUAUUGGUGCUUAUUGUGCAAUAUGGUGCAUGCGCAGAUGUAUCGAAAUUGUUUUGUUUACAUUGUGGUUAACUGAGUUUAUAUUGGUGAUAAUUAUGAUAAGAAUUGAUCAAAAUCCUUAUUAAAUUGAUGAUAACAUGCGGUAUACUUAAGUAAGGUUUUGCUUAAUAACCAAUAGGAUUUUCGAGAAUUUAAUCGAUUUGUCAUGUUAAAUAUUUUCGUAUGCAGUCAUGUACUAUGUGAAGUGAAUCAUUGAGUUACGCCAAGUUACGCCCAAAGUGCAGAUACGUUUUUUAAAAAUAGUCGUUCGGUGGCUUUAACCGCCACCUCAACAUUCGCUACAAUUCCGCUACGUCAGCUGUUUAAAGAUCAAUAACCCUUAAAUAUGGCUUACCAAGAUAAUGGACAAUAUCCUACUCAUCAAAAUCCAGGUUAUCCACCUGCUCCACCUCAAGGAACAGCCCCACCAGGAUAUGAUUAUAAUCCAGGUUAUCCACCAUCUCAAGGUGGUUAUCCUCCUCCUCAAGGAGGUUAUCCAGGAGGUUAUCCUCCUCCUCAAGGCGGUUAUCCACUUCCACAAGGGGGGUAUCCACCACCACAAGGAGGGUUUCCACCUCAAGGGGGUUAUCCACCACCAGGACCUGGAGGUUAUCCACCACCAGGUGCACCAAUAAUGAAUCAACCAAUGGGAGGAAUGGCACCAACUGGUGGUUGGAUGAAUAUGCCUCAAGGACCUCCCAAUUGCCCACCAGGAUUGGAAUACCUUACAUUGAUUGAUCAAUUAAUAGUCAAACAAAAAAUCGAAAUUUUAGAAGUUAUCACCGGUUACGAAUCAAAAAAUAAAUUCUCUAUAAGAAACAGUUUAGGGCAAAAAGUAUAUUAUGCUGUUGAAGACAACGAUUGUUGCACAAGAAACUGCUGUGGGCCAUUACGUCCGUUUGAUAUGAAAAUUUUAGAUAAUUAUGGUCAUGAAGUUAUCCAUCUUCAUAGACCUUUAGCAUGUGAUUCAUGUUUAUUUCCAUGUUGUUUACAGAGUAUGGAAGUUUCAUCACCACCAGGAAACGUGGUUGGUUCAGUCGAACAAGAAUGGACACUUUGUUGUCCGUCGUUUAAAGUAAACAAUUCAAGUGGUGAAACCGUUUUGCGCAUAGAAGGUCCUUUUUGCACAAUGAGCAUUUGUGGCGACGUUGAAUUUAAGGUUAUGUCUGCUGAUGGGGGCACUCAAGUCGGGAAAAUCUCCAAACAAUGGUCGGGAUUAAUUCGAGAAGCGUACACGGAUUCGGACAACUUUGGAAUCACUUUUCCCAUGGACUUGGACGUUCGUAUGAAAGCUGUAAUGCUUGGCGCGUGCUUCCUUAUUGAUGCUAUGUUCUUCGAAAAAAAUAGCGAAGGGAUGCUUCAUUAAAACAAAUAUUUUUUGACGACACAAUAAGCACAAAUGUAUUGUUUUUAAAACGCCUCUUAUUAUUUCUUUGUUAAAUGUUUUUAAGCGUAUAUUCUAUAUACAACGUUUUCUAAUAUAUAUAUAUAAUAUACAAUGACAUCAUUUUAUGGCUAAAGUACAUAACAAAUAUAUUUAUAAUACCAAUAAA
Messenger RNA from Onthophagus taurus, 1593 nucleotides. RefSeq names its product phospholipid scramblase 2-like. Gene Ontology annotation, cellular component: plasma membrane. Gene Ontology annotation, biological process: plasma membrane phospholipid scrambling. Gene Ontology annotation, molecular function: phospholipid scramblase activity. The record is from RefSeq and is a predicted model, not a curated record. NCBI's taxonomy places the organism in Eukaryota, Metazoa, Arthropoda, Insecta, Coleoptera, Scarabaeidae.